CAGCCAGUAGUCUUGCGGAUACAACUGACAUUUACAGUGGACAUGGGGACGGUAGAGAAGCGCCAAAGAUUAGGGAAUAUGUUUAGCUAACUGUAUAAAUUAAGUUUGUAAAACAACAUAUUUAAAGUUAUCGACAAACAUGCACAAAGAAGACUUGUUUUAGUGUUCUUCAGAAGCGGAUAUCUUGGCGAUUUUUUCCCUGAAAGUGAUACGAAGCAGCAGAAUGUCAGUUCCCACCAACUCGCUUCAACAACAGUCCACAGUCAGACGUAGCAAUGCAGGGUCCCCCAGUUUAUCCAACAGCUGCCGUUUGCACCCCAUCCGUGCUACCGUGCCCUACCAGCUCCUACGCGGGGGCCAGAGCAGCCCGACACGCUCUCUGCCUCUCUCGGUUGGAGGCAACAAUGGACCGACAAAUAGCCGCGGGUCAUCUCCCCCAAGUGCGACACUGAAUCUUGGAGUAAAUUGCACUGGCGCCACGAGACAGAGACUAUCUCCUGAAAAUAGGGUAUCGCACUCACCUGACCGGAGUCCAAACUCACCCGUUUGUAGAGGAGAGAGGUCCAAACUGCAGGUGCGUAGCUCCAGUGCUAUCCGGCGGACAUCUUCCCUGGACGCCAUUAUGGGGCCGUACCUCACAGGCCAGUGGCCUCGUGACUCCCACGGACCCUACCCUUCCUGCAUGAAAGACAAAGCCACACAGACACCUGGUCUGUGGAUAGAGGAGGCUGGAGGGGAGCAGGGAAGCCCACACCAGCGGUCAGCCUCCUGGGGUAGUGCAGACCAUCUGAAAGAGCAGAUUGCUAAACUCAGGCUGCAGCUCCAGCGCAGUAAACAGGUCAGCCGGCAGAGCAAAGACCGAGAUCAACAGCUGGGACUACACACUAGCACCACUUGCCAUCCCCAGAAUAAGGUGGUUUCCACAGCCCUGUCGAACAUCCCAGUGCCAAAGUCCCUCAUAUCGAGAGUGCCUAGCAGUGUGGAGGGCAUCAACCACGAGCUGGAGAAUGUGUUCAUCAGAGAGGACUGGAAGCAGGGAAUACAGGCUUUGGACGUGUUGGACGGCCGCCGCGCCCCCUUUCAGCCUCAUCGCUACGGCAAUGGCGGUGACACACGGGACACGGACACCCAGGCCCCCUCUAGUGGCGGUUCCAGCCCCUGGCCCUUCACCCCUGACCCCCCCCACUCCCCAGAAGGCAGCCCCUGCUCUGCAGAAGAGCUUGACAAAGACAGCGGCUGCGGCUCUCCCCUUCCCAAGUUUGCCACCUCUCCCAAACCCAACAACAGCUACAUGUUCAAACGGGAGCCUCCGGAGGGGUGUGAGAGGGUCAAAGUGUUUGAAGAGAUGGUGUCUGGUGUCUCUAGAGGCUUCCCUCUUUUUUCAUGCCCAGAUAAAAACAAGGUGAACUUCAUCCCCAGGGGCUCCGCCUUCUGUCCCGUCAAACUCCUCUGCUCCUCCCACUUCACCACAACCUCACCCAGCCCUGGUCUCCAUGGAAGAAGCAGCACAUGGCCCGAGGACGCCAUGACACCCGCUAGUUCCACUACUCUGGCCUCCACUAACUGGAGCUCGUCUAUAGGCACAGACAUGGUCAGUAGCUCAGACACAGGCGUAGGCACCGACACAAGCACAGAGAACAGCACAGACAGUCUGAGCCCAGACACUAACACAGACACAGGUGAACUGACAAGCACAGCAGUGGUCCCAGGUGGCCUGUCUACAGAUCCCUGCUCCACUACACACAUCCUUCUUACCAGCUAGUUCUCAGGUACAGUCCAGCUUAUGAGCAUUAGCCUGGUCCCAGAUCAGUUUGAGCUGUCUUGCUAACUCCUAUGGUCGCAAUGACCAUAGAAGGUAGCAAAAGUAGCACAACAGCACAACAGAUCUGGAACCAGGCUAGCUGAGUAUGGCUCUUUAACGCAACAUUAGCCAGCAAGGAGGGCCUAUCCUUACUAACCUAGCCUUCUCUUCUGAAAGGUGUGGCAGGCAACAUCCUCCAGAAAGACUUGUUUUCAAUUCAGAGGGUAGAUUCGAUUGUUUCAUGUAUUGUUCUUUAGCAAUCAGCUUUAUCAAAAUCAAUUCAAGCAAUUGAGAAAAAAAUAAGGGAAUUAAGCAAUGGGCAAGAGAAACAUAUUUUAUUGAAUUUUGAAAAUGUUUAUCUAACCAGCUUAUUUAGCUGUUCUGUGUUGCUAGCCAAUAUUACAGCAUGGAUAAGCUUUUUAAUAUAAAAUAAAAUAUCAUGCCUGUUUAUAUUAAAAACCUUAUUGGGAUGUCCUACAGUUACAAUACAAUGCUCCAAUUUUUCAUGAAUGUUUACACUUAUUUCAGGUCUCAAUCCAGUUUAUGUAAACACAUGACGAAAAGCUAAAGAAAGACGAUCUGAAAGUGACCAAACAGCCAGCUACAAAGCACAGUGUCCCCACAUAGCCUUGUUUCAGGUCCCCUGAAUAACCAAUGAACUCAGGUCAUUUGGAAUGUACUACAACUCAUGGAUGAACUUUGCCGGUUGUCUUUUAUGGUUAAUUCAUGACAUUACUCCUAAGACAUUCCAUAGUCUUUAUACAAGUGCUGAUUCUAAUCUUUCAACACGACAUAUUAAAGGAUUGCCAUCAAUAGAAAUGAUAACUUGGUGCACGGGAAAUUUGUAAAGAUAGUUUCAAGUGCUUUAGAGACAUUCCAGAGGUUAUUAUAUUGUAGCUCCACGAUAUCAGCAGUAUUAGCUUUCAGAGCCUGUUCAAACUCCCUAGUGAUGAAAUUGAUAAAUAUGAGCUAUGACAUUUUACCAAUAAAAUUGAUCAAAAUAAGGCCUAGAUUCAAUCGGAUUAAGUGUUAACCAGCGGUGUCUUGCGUUUUGGCAGCGUCAGGUGUUACUGCAUUGGAGCUGUCAAAUCGGUGAACAAACGCACCUGUGAUCAAUUUCACGAAGCCACACCCGUCUCACUCGCGAUAGAAGUUCAGAAAGAGAAAGUGUAGGCUAUAUAGAAAUAAUGAUGCUCAAAUUGAAAAUCACUAAACAAAAUAAUGAGAACUUCUAUCAGCCUAAUCGUUUAGAUUACAUCUCACAUUCCAGUGUUCGAACUUGUAAACAAGGUACAUGGGAUUUCUCUCAAUGCGUCUCCAUGCAGCCAAUGGCAAUGUCCGCUUUAGGUAUAACGCCGGGAGCCGCUUGUGGAUUUGACAGCUCUAAUGCGGGUGUUGACUAAUGCGCAUCUGAUAGAAUAUAGCCCUAAAAAAAAAUGUUUUAUGCAUCAACAACAAAAAAAUUAGCAAAAAAGCAAAGGUGAAAGUUACUUAAAAAAAAAAAACUAAAUAGAUAAGCAAUCAACAAACACUUAUAAUUCUGUCAAUCAGAAUUAACAUUGAGGCUAAUGAGAUAUUUUCAAAGCACUUAAUUCCAGGCGGGAUAAUAUUCACCAUAUAAUAUUUUACACAGUACUAUAUAAAAUGUAAAGCAAAUCAGAUAAUGUUAAGCGUGCAUCUUAGUGAGUAUCUUAGUGUUGAUUUGACGUUCAGUAUGGAGUAAAAUAUUUCAUGAAACUGGAUUUGAUCCUUUAAAAAACGUCGCCUUUAAAUAUAAAUCGAGCUAUAACGUGGACCUCCCCCGAUUACUUCUACGAUACGGAUUGAAUCCAGUCCCUAAGUAUCUUCAGUACAUUACGUUAAAACCCCCUAAUAUAAAAAUAAAACAAUUCAAGGAAAAACAAUCCACUCAAACCUGAUGUAUAUUUUGUCGGUAAAGAUGACCGCUGCUCGAUGACUAGUUUGAAUCAUACUAACAUUUUUUCCGAAGUUCCGCAAGGCUUGCCAUGUUCGGCACUAAUAUUCCAUGCCUGUGUAUUUCAUGUUUUAUAUGUAGACCUUGUGUUUUUACAAUAAAGUAAGCAUUAAAAUCA
Messenger RNA from Salvelinus fontinalis (brook trout), 3894 nucleotides. RefSeq names its product glucocorticoid-induced transcript 1 protein-like. The record is from RefSeq and is a predicted model, not a curated record. Lineage: Eukaryota; Metazoa; Chordata; Actinopteri; Salmoniformes; Salmonidae. Gene Ontology annotation, biological process: podocyte development. The transcript has 9 exons. Gene Ontology annotation, cellular component: cytoplasm. Bases 224 to 1762 code for a protein of 512 amino acids.